Acytostelium subglobosum LB1 is the source of this 1638-nucleotide messenger RNA. RefSeq lists its product as hypothetical. Gene Ontology annotation, molecular function: protein serine/threonine phosphatase activity; cation binding. NCBI's taxonomy places the organism in Eukaryota, Evosea, Eumycetozoa, Acytosteliales, Acytosteliaceae. Gene Ontology annotation, biological process: protein dephosphorylation. The coding region runs from base 1 to 1638 and encodes 545 amino acids. The record is from RefSeq and is a predicted model, not a curated record. The transcript has 2 exons.
AUGAAUAGCAGUGGUUAUUUGAACAGUAUCAAUGGCAAGCAACAGCAUCAACAACAACAACAGCAACAGCCAGAGCAUCUGAACCAAGUCCAUCAACAAGCCUCCUCUCCAAACAUUUCAUUCACUCCUUCACCAAUCUUGUAUAUGUCUCCAAUGGCUCCUAUAGACUAUGGUUAUCCAGACGACAUCCUAGACGAUGGACGUAGCGACGGUCCAGACUCUCCUACUCUCAUUUCCAGUAGUUUCAUGAAUGAUCAAAGCAACCAACUUGUACCGGAUCUCUCUGUCAACAAUAACUGCAGACUUGAUCCCAAGCACGGUGUAUAUACAUUCCAAGGUACUCGUAGAUACAUGGAGGACCGUCACAAGAUCAAGAGUAGUCUUGAUAACAAUCCAAACAUAUCAUUAUAUGGUGUAUUCGAUGGACAUGGAGGACAUACAUGUGCCAACUUUGUACAAAAGAGGAUCAGCCAGUAUAUAAACAAGUUCAUCAAAGAGAACAGUACUGGAUACUCGAGCAAGAAUUCCCCGGGUUGCUCAGCCAAGGGUAUCGCAGCUGGGGCACCCGACUCACCGCUUUGGAAGAAAGUAAACAGUCUUCGAAGCGAGCAACAGAACGAAACACAAAACAGAAGUGACAUGCUCCAGACUGCACUCUACAAAACAUUCACAGUGCUGGAUCAGCGCUUCUCCAAGAAGUAUCGAUCAAAGAACGAGAGUGGGACCACGUGUUUGGUCGCUCUCCUGUCGACACCGCCAUCUGCGCCACCCCUUCUUGUUGUGGCCAACACUGGCGAUUCAAGAGGUGUCCUGUGCCGAAGUGGUAGAGCAAUCCCUCUAUCAUUCGAUCACAAGCCAUCGAAUCCAAAGGAGAAGCAGAGGAUCAUGAGUGCCGGAGGCAAGGUCGAGUGGGACUACAACGAAAGAACAUGGCGCGUGGGAGGAAUCCUCUCGAUGUCCAGAGGCAUAGGAGAUAUCCCAUUGAAGAAAUGGGUCGUCCCAGACCCAGAGUUCGUAGUCAUCCCGUUGAGAGUCAAGCAACAGGUGCCAGCAACGGUCUCCAAGGCAUCAAGCUUCUCCCCUCUUACCGGAUCGCCACGAUUCAGUCCAAAGUGCCAACGAUUCUCAUCCAUUAAUGAGUUUGAACUGGCAACCAGAUCGAUAUCAGAGAAUAGUGCUCAAUCCAUUUCUGAAGUACCAGAUCAAGAUCAAUACGUUGCACAACACCCAGCCGUCACCAGCAAGAUGAUCUACCAACGACCAACCAGUCCAAAGAGGAGGAACAACUCACAGAUGGUAGUCAACGUUUCCAAGUUGGCCAGGAGUUCCUCGUCGUCCAUCAAUGGAGCAGGUUACAUGUCUCCUUCUUCCGCACCACAACCAGCACCAACACCAUUAUUAUCUUCAUCAUCAAUAGUUGAUAUCGAUCAAUACUUCAUCUUGGCAACCGAUGGAAUAUGGGACGUAUUCUCAAAUCAAGACCUUGUAGACUUUAUCAACAAGACAAUUGAAGAGGUCUAUACUUCCAAGAGCAUGGAUUGGGAUUCAUUCGACAUUGCCAAACGAGUAUCAAUGGAGGCAUUUGCACGUGGCAGUGGUGACAACAGUACUGUCAUCAUUGUCAAGUUAGAUACUUAG